AUGUCUGAAAGCACUGAAUUCAUUCGCACCGCAAGCAAAAACGAGAGACGUUACAUUAUGCGACAUGCUCUCGGGUUUUACAAUGCAUUAACCCUGACAGGUCUUUACACGAUACCCCACACAGACUCGCUCAACGCAAACAACCUCGACAAGUUCAUCCCUGCCUUGAAACAUUGUAUUGCGGUGCAUCCUUUCUUGAGCACAGCAAUCAAAGGAGAGAACACUGAGAACCCAAGUUUUGUUCGGCCUGCAUCAAUAAACCUUCGAAACCAUUUACACCUCGUUGAUAUGCUUUCAAAUUCAACAUCAUCCUCACUCACGGACAAAGAUGAUCGAGACCUGCAUUUGAUCACGCAGGUGACAAAGAAAAUUCACGAUGAGCCUUUUGUCAAUGUGGAUCAGCAACCCCCUUGGAAAGUCCUCAUCGUCCCUCUUUCCGAUGAAGCCGCAUCAGGUCAACGAGUCUACAUCAUUUUUGCAUGUUCCCACUCUCACGGCGAUGGAAAGUCAGGUCUGGAAUUCCAUAAAACCUUCCUAGAGGGUCUCAAAUAUGCACAUGAACUAUACGACCAAGGUUACCUCUACCAGACCUCGACCUCUGCAUUGCCCCUUCUACCGCCAUUAGAGGAAGCAGCCAACCUGUCCAUUACCUGGCGAUACCUAUUCCUCAAUCUCUUUGGUAGACAUAUGCCAAGCAUUGCCUGCAGAUUGCUUGGUCUCCAACCCCCGGCGAAUAUAAUCCAUGGUUUCAACGCCUGGACGGGGAGAGCAAUGACCUUUGACCCAUCCAAGUUCCACACUGGAUCUGAAGCUCUCUUGGUCAAGAAGGAUCUACUUAGUGGGAUAUUGAGGGUGUGCAGAGAGCAUGGGGUCAAGUUUACGGGCUUUUUCAACCAUCUCGUCGCGCACAUCUUGCACAGCAUCCUUCUACAGCAUCGAGAUACAGGUAGAAACACUUGUACUCGCACCCUUCUCGGACAAAUUGUCGUUGACCUUCGAGCCCUGAUUCCAGCUUACAUAAAAAGCGAGAAUCAAAUGGUUAAUAGUGUAUCCGCACUAAUUGCGACAAUCAGUCUCAAAAAUGACACUGAAUUCUGGAAUGAUGCGCGUAGGACUACUGUCAAACUUGCCGAAUGUGCGAGCACUCUUGCUGAUCAACCGAUUGGACUUCUGAGAUUUUUUCAUUCAUUUCGGGGUUGGUUUCUUGGGAAACUGGGUAAGGGUCGGGAUUCAUCGUAUGAGAUUAGCAAUGCGGUUAUAUUUGAUCCACGCUUGCAACCUUCAGACCCCGUUGGUACCGGGAAGGUAAAUUGGGAUAUUGAGCGGGUUUUGUUUUCGCAGCCGGCGAAUGUUACGGGAAGCCCGUUGAACUUUCAGAUUGUUACGAGGAAAGGUGGUGACAUGGUUAUUACUUUAAAUUGGCAGCGGGGCAUUCUUGAUGUUUCUGAUGAAACUUUUUUUGUCCGGGAGAUCCUAGAAAACGUUCAUGGUCUGAUGACUGAGCUUUGUUGUGAUAGCUCUUUGACUUGA
Penicillium antarcticum is the source of this 1530-nucleotide messenger RNA. RefSeq lists its product as uncharacterized. The coding region runs from base 1 to 1530 and encodes 509 amino acids. Lineage: Eukaryota; Fungi; Ascomycota; Eurotiomycetes; Eurotiales; Aspergillaceae. The transcript is spliced from 3 exons. Gene Ontology annotation, molecular function: N-acetyltransferase activity. The record is from RefSeq and is a predicted model, not a curated record.